Amphibalanus amphitrite is the source of this 4183-nucleotide messenger RNA. Its product is annotated as calpain-9-like. Gene Ontology annotation, cellular component: cytoplasm. The coding region runs from base 465 to 2690 and encodes 741 amino acids. Gene Ontology annotation, molecular function: calcium-dependent cysteine-type endopeptidase activity. Gene Ontology annotation, biological process: proteolysis. The record is from RefSeq and is a predicted model, not a curated record. The transcript is spliced from 16 exons. Lineage: Eukaryota; Metazoa; Arthropoda; Thecostraca; Balanomorpha; Balanidae.
GUCAGUGGUGCUGUAAAGGAGAGUGGUCAUCAGACGGUCGCGGACGGCUCAGCCGGUCUGAAUGAACGACAGGAUAACGACGAUACAGCGGUGGUUUGAGUGUAACUCGUGGUCAUCUUCGUGAAUUGACGUCGUGAUUCGACGUGAGUUGACAGUAGCGUAGCAAGUACACGGUGUUGGUUCGGGUGCUGUCUGAGGACAUCGUCUUGAAUGGCGGUGGAAACCUGUGGACCAGCAGCGAAGAAGUGUGCUGACUGCUGAAAUUGUUGAAUAGUGUGAAAGCGAACGGUGAGCGAACUCAUUACAGAUAAGUGCAACAUAGCCAUUCGAUUGGGAAGUGUAGAACAGACUGAGAUCAUAGUGUCGUUGAAGUGCUAUAGUUGGAGAGCGUCCAUGGGGUAAAGAGACUUCAUCGUCACAUCUACAUCUACAUCUACAUCUACAUCUACACCUACCACAUCACCAUGGUGCUGCUGAACGCGCAGACGUCUGAGCGGCGCGGCGCGGUGAGGCUGCCCUCCAGCCGUCCUGACCAUCGACCUGCCGUCCGCCUGCGUCACGUUCAGUCGGACCCAGAGCCUGAGGGCGAUGGGGGACCACGGCUUCUGCCGCCGCCAGAGGCAGCGGCCUGUCAGUGUCGGUACUGGACCAUCGACCGGUCGGUCAGCAAGCAGGGAUCCACGGGGAAGGGCGGCACCUACCAGCACAUCCGCCGCUCCUGUCGGGAGCGAGGGCUUCUGUUCGAGGACCCCGACUUCCCGGCGGGCAGCCAGGCACUGGGCAGGGCCCGCGCCCCCAGCGGAGUCGUAUGGCUCCGACCGCACGAGAUCGUGGACCGUCCUCGGUUCAUCUCGGACAGCAGCGGCCGGUUCGAUGUGGAGCGGGGGGAGCUGGGUGACAUCUGGCUCCUGCAGGCAGUCUCCACGCUGACCCUGACGCCCCGGUUCCUGGACAGGGUGGUGCCGCCCGAUCAGUCGUUUGAGCAGGACUACUGCGGACUGUUCAGGUUCCGUUUUUGGCACUUUGGCGAGUGGGUCGAGGUGCUGGUAGACGACCGGCUGCCCACCCUCCGAGGUCGUCUGCUGUACGCGCACUCCUCGGACCCAUCAGAGUUCUGGUCGGCACUCCUCGAGAAGGCCUAUGCCAAACUGUACGGCUCGUACGAGUGUCUGCACCAAAAUUCGACCACCCUGGCGCUGCAGGACCUUACGGGCGGCAUCGUGCAGAGUUUUAGUCUGCAGCAGCAAGAGACGUUCGUCAUUUACCAGGUGCUCAACAGCGCCGUGCCGCGCUCCAGCCUCAUCGUGGCCAGCAUACACAUGGAGCGUGACACGAAGAGAAAUCUGCGCCUGAGGAACGGACUGGUGACCCAGCACGCCUACAGCGUCACCGGACUGGCGCGGGUCAGAAGCAAACUGGGCGAGACGCCUCUGGUCAGACUGAGGAACCCGUGGGGCCGGGGAGAGUGGAAUGGCCCCUGGAGUGAGAGGAGCUGGGAGUGGGACAGUCUCAGUGACCGGGACAAGGACCUGCUCAGCGUCAGAGUCGCCAACGACGGAGAAUUUUGGAUGUCAUUCGAUGACUUCGCGCGGGUGUUCAGUCAUCUGGACCUGGUCCAUAUCGGCCCAGAUGACUGGAUGAGCGAGUCGUGCUUACACAGUAAGAAGCCGUGGAGGGCAGUUCUGGCCAGACGACGGUGGAGAACAGGCUACAACGCCGGCGGCGGACCCGGCUGUGAGACGGCCGGCCAGAACCCGCAGUUUCACAUCCAGAUCCCUCGCAGCUCGGCCAGCAAGUGUCACGUGGUGGUGUCACUGACUCAGGAGUACGACACGCUGCCCUCUGAUGACGUCAAGAAGCGGCGCCGGCCGCUGGCGCCCAUAGGCUUCUCCGUGUACGGAGUGCCCUCGUCGGUCCACCGGCUGACCAAGGAGGUCAUAGCCAACACGAAGCCGCUGGACGUCACCGCGUACACGUGUACCCGUGAGACGGCCACCUUCUUCACACUACCUCCGGGGGACUAUAUCGUGGUCCCUCAGACAGCCACGCCCAACCGGGACGCCAAGUUUCUGUUCCGGGUGCUCACAGACGAACAGAGCAACAUUUGGGAGGUGAAUGAAGACAACAUGGUGUUCCGACCAGUGUCGUCCGACUCGCUGGAAGACAGCAUCCGAUACCCGGACUCUCGUCUGAUCCUGGCCAAGCUGGUGGCCAAGUACCCCCCGGACGUCGACUCCGCCAUCCUGCUCAAGAUCCUCAAGGCCCACUGGAAGGGCGGCAAGCAAGUGUUUCACUCGGACAAACCCAGUCUGGAGCUGUGCAAGUCUCUGAUCAUGCUGCGCGACUACAGCAUCUCGGGCAGGAUCAGUCUGUUCGAAAUUCCCGCCAUCCUGCUCACGCUACACUCGUGGCGGUUGGCGUUUCUGAAGUACGAUCGCGGCCACACCAACAAGACGUCCAGCUACAACACGAGGCCGAUCCUGUACGAGGCCGGCGUCACCGUCUCCAACAAGGUCCUGGAGUGUCUGAUCCUGCGUUUCACCAAGAGCUGCGUACUGACGGUUGAGAGCUUCCUCAUCGCCAUGGUGCGGCUUCAUCUGGCGCACGAGCGCUACCACAGUAUCGACACCAAGAUGAAGACCAACCCCAUCUCCCUGGAGGAGAUGAUCCUGAUGACCAUCUACUCAUGAUGACGUCAUCUUUAGCCUGCCGACCGUCUCGUGGAGCCCUUGGUCUGGGACCUUCGUGAACACGCAGUCAACGCGUGCCUCUCAAACCUGGGGACAGUGCGAAUCAUCCAGAAACUCUCGGACUCGCCAAUGGUUGUGUGUGCAUUUUUGCGGCUCAGAGCUGGGUUCGGGACAGGCUGCGAUCUUGCGAGCAGCCCACGCCCGAGAGAGGCUGAUAAAGUGGACGAUGUCGUGUGCACAAUGAUGUGCUUUCAGUGUGUCCUGGCCCAAAAACAGGAACCCCUCGAUGUCUGCCUUGGUGGCUUUCAAGCAAUGACUAAGAAGCAGAAAUACGUUCUGUGCUAGCGCCGGCGGUGCAACUGGAAAACAGAGCCGCAGACUUUUGUUCACUGCUCGCUAAUAGCAUCAACUGAGUGGCCAGUCUCAGAGCAUGUGAACUCGGCUUUGGACCGACGUGAUGCGCAUAGUUGAACAAGAAACCAUGAGCCAAAGCUCGAAAUGUCAUUCUGACAUUUUACCUCUCCAGUCAGUGCUUUAGCAGAAGUUUUUUAUGUCUAUGUCGAAUGUGUUUAUUGACAUUGCUCUCAUUUGGUAUGUGUACGAAAUGAAUGCAGAAUGAAUAGGUGAUGUGUAUGUGCUUUGAUAGUACCGUAAAGUGGGGCUAUUUGAGACAGUGGGGCUAUUUGAGACAGUAUUUGAAAUCGCUAUAAAAUGAAGAUCGUUUGAUUUUUGUGUGAUAUUUUUGCUCAGGGAGGUGGGGAAUCGAGCAGUAAAUCGCCUGAACAAAAAAUAAAGCAUAAAUUUUAAGUGGUUUUUAUUUUAUAGAAAUUUUAAAUACUGUCUCAAAUAGCCCCACUGUCUCAAAUAGCCCCACCUUACGGUAUCUGGUAAUUUUUGGUUGUCCAUUUUCUGUGUUGAUAUGUACAGCCAUGUACAAAGUCUGCUGGAAGUUGAACGAUUCUACAGGAUCUGUGUUUUAUAUUAGCAGGUUGACUGGUCUUUUCCAUGUGGCGAAAGUUUUGAAUAGGCAGCUUUCUUCCUUCCGUUUUUCCAUGAAUCGUGUGUUUUUGCCCUUUCAUAUUUUUUUUUGUUAUUUUUCAUGGCCCAAAACAUGUAUUACUCUUUUCUUGAGACCGCUAAUUUCAUGAUUUGAACUGUGAAUAGUACAGUAUUGGAUUUGUGAUGAUACUGGACGUCCUCCAUUCUUGUCCAAUAUUCGUGCGUCGUGCGCAUGUGUGUGCUUUUAAAUAUGCAUUUGAAUUAUUUUCCAAAAAAUUUGUGCCACUCAUUUCUGCCCUGCUAUACAACAAGUAUCUUUUUAUAAGUGACAACGUUAGGGCCAAAGUACUCGAAUACCCCUAUCUUGUUUCUGAUAGAAUAUCCUUUUUUUGUCACCCUCAGAUAACAAAAUGCGUACGCGUGUUCAUCAGGAAAUGACAAUGUUUUGCGAUAGCGUACUAAUUUAUAUCUUGAAUACAUGCAAUUAUUUAGAA